CUUCCUACCUUUGUCCUCGUCGCUGCGUGUUAGCUUGGGAGCCAUAGUCGGUCCGACCGCGUCCGUGCGCUGCGAGGAUCUGGCUGACAGAUUCAAAUGGAUGCCAAAAAAUCAAGGAAACGCAUUUUGACUUCCUUCCCGAUUUUGAAAGCAAGAAAGAAACAGAAUUUCACCUCUGUAAAGUGGAACACCAGAGCUCUGGAGGACCCCACUUUUCCUCCUGAGAUCUAUAGGGUUGAGAGUAAGCCUUUGAUCCAGGUCCAGAAGCCACCUUCCAAUUCCAGGAACUCCAGAAUGACCAGAUUCUUGCAUAAGAACACGAACACCAGCGUCACUUCACUCCCCUUCGUGGACAACAAGGAGAAGAAGACUAUGGUCAACUUCCCAAGCAUCAGCAACAAAAUCCUGCAGAAGCCACCUCUGCUGUAUCAGGAGAGUCAAAGUCACAAUCCGAUGCCAUCCUCUGAGCUCCAGGUUUCAGAAAUGCCUCUGCACCCUACCAUUAAAAUCCAGCACCCCAAGUCGGAGGAGAAGACACCAAGGAAGCACAAGGUGCCUCUGACAGCGGCAGAGGCCCUCAAGCUUUUUAAGAAACAGCUGUCUGCUUAUGAGCAAAAUGAAAUCCUGGACUACACAGAGAUAUGGUUCCUGGGGCUUGAAGCCCAGAAGCUCAACGUGGCUGUUGAGAAGUUCAGCAAGACAAGUUUUGAUGACGAACACGGCUCCUAUAUGAAGGUCCUGCACGACCACAUUGCCUACCGCUACGAGGUCUUGGAGAUGAUCGGGAAAGGGUCCUUUGGACAGGUGGCCAAGUGCUUGGAUCACAAAAACAAUGAGUUGGUGGCCCUGAAAAUCAUCAGGAACAAGAAGAGGUUUCACCACCAGGCCCUGGUGGAGCUGAAGAUCCUGGAAGCUCUCAGGAGGAAGGACAAAGACAAUGCCUACAACGUGGUGCACAUGAAGGACUUCUUCUACUUCCGCAAUCACCUCUGCAUCACCUUCGAACUCCUGGGAAUCAACUUGUAUGAGUUGAUGAAGAAUAACAGCUUUCAAGGCUUCAGUCUUUCCAUAGUUCGGCGUUUCACCCUCUCUGUUUUGAAGUGCUUGCAAAUGCUUUAUGUAGAGAAAAUCAUUCACUGUGAUCUCAAGCCUGAAAAUAUAGUGAUACACCAAAAGGGUCAAGUCUCUGUUAAAGUCAUUGACUUUGGAUCAAGCUGUUAUGAACACCAGAAAGUAUACACCUACAUCCAAAGCCGGUUCUACCGAUCCCCGGAGGUGAUCCUGGGCCACCCCUACGACAUGGCGAUCGACAUGUGGAGCCUGGGCUGCAUCAUGGCGGAGCUGUACAUGGGCUACCCUCUGUUCCCGGGGGAGAACGAGGUGGAGCAGCUGGCCUGCAUCAUGGAGGUGCUGGGCCUGCCGCCAGCCGACUUCAUUCAGACGGCCUCCAGGAGACAGACGUUCUUCGAUUCCAAAGGUUUUCCUAAAAAUAUAACCAACAACAGGGGGAAAAAAAGAUACCCGGAUUCCAAGGAUCUCACGAUGGUGCUGAAAACCUAUGAUACCAGCUUCCUGGACUUUGUCAGAAAGUGUUUGAUAUGGGAACCUUCUCUUCGAAUGACCCCUGACCAGGCCCUCAAGCAUGCUUGGAUUCAUGAGCCACGGAACCUCAAACCACAUCCCAGGCCCCAGACCCUGAGGAAAUCCAGUUUCUGUUACCUCUCUGAGACAAAGAAGGACAAGGUUCGAGGGUAUCAUCACCCGAGCAAAAAAGCAGAUGAGAUUGCCAAAGAUGCUACAGAAAGAAUAAAAGACAGCACCACCGAGCACGUCCAGAAUUCAGGUGGCCGGCAGGGCUCUGUCCAGCUGCCUCACCUAGCAGAGGCACCCGGGAAGGCACAGACGGCUGGGCUAGAGGUGUCCGUGACCUCCACAGAACAGACCAGAAACUCCUCCCCCAAGAACACAAACAUUCUGCCACCUAUUGUAUGACCUUUGCUGAGAGGGUGUGUCCUGUUCCUUUCCACCAGUGAUUUGUAUUAGAGACAGCACUUAUAUUGUACAAUACUUCAGAUUGUUGUUUUUUAAUACAUAAAAGUUUGUUUUAAGAAAACAAAACUCUA
Microcebus murinus (gray mouse lemur) is the source of this 2123-nucleotide messenger RNA. It is a transcript of the gene DYRK4, whose product is annotated as dual specificity tyrosine phosphorylation regulated kinase 4. NCBI's taxonomy places the organism in Eukaryota, Metazoa, Chordata, Mammalia, Primates, Cheirogaleidae. The record is from RefSeq and is a predicted model, not a curated record. Gene Ontology annotation, molecular function: protein serine/threonine/tyrosine kinase activity; ATP binding; protein serine/threonine kinase activity. Gene Ontology annotation, biological process: peptidyl-threonine phosphorylation; peptidyl-serine phosphorylation. Gene Ontology annotation, cellular component: cytoskeleton; nucleus; cytoplasm.